AUGGAAACAUAUCUAGAUGCUAACGAUGUGUGGGAAGCCGUGGAAGAGGACUACAAAGUGUCUCCCUUGCCAAAUAAUCCUACGGUUUCUCAAAUGAAAAAUCACAAAGAAAGGAGGCUUCAAAAAUCCAAAGCCAAAUCAAUUUUGUUCACAGCCGUAUCUCCAGUCAUUUUCAAUAGAAUAAUGACGUUGAAAACGACAUAUGAAAUUUGGAAGUUUUUGAAGGAAGAGUAUGAAGGAAGUGAGAGAAUCAAAGGAAUGCAAGCUUCGAAUCUAGUUCGAGAACUUGAGAUGCAAAGGAUGAAAGAUUCGGAGACAAUCAAAGAUUAUGCGGACAAGCUUCUCGACAUUGCAAAUAAAAUACAGCUUCUUGGCACUCAUAUUCCUGAUUCUCGAAUUGUUCAAAAAAUACUUGUAACAAUUCCAGAAAGAUAUGAAGCCACAUUAACUUUCUUGGAGAACUCAAAAGAUCUUUCUACUAUUACCUUGGAAGAACUUUUGACUGCACUUCAGGCUCUAGAUCAAAGAAGACUCAUGAGAGAAGAAAGUCAUAUUGAAGGGGCUUUGAUAGCUAAAUUUAUGAAAAAAAAGGGGCAUGUGGAGAAAAUCUACAAGUCAUCAAAAACACAAGAGAAUGUACAAGCUCUUGUUGAAGAGGGUGAAAAAGAAGAUCCUUUUGUUGUUUCUUGCUUUACCACACUGCAAGAUCAACAGAAAGUUGACUAA
Messenger RNA from Vigna umbellata (rice bean), 726 nucleotides. NCBI's taxonomy places the organism in Eukaryota, Viridiplantae, Streptophyta, Magnoliopsida, Fabales, Fabaceae. The record is from RefSeq and is a predicted model, not a curated record.